AUGUUCGGAGGAACGACUUCAGGAUUUGGAGGUUUUGGAUCUUCCAGUGGUACUAACAAUUCACCAUUUGGGACUGCGGCAAAUAACACUGGGAACUCGCCAUUUGGAGCAAAUACCAGUUCAUCAGGUGGUGGUAUAUUUGGAGGAGCCAAUACUGCAAAUACAAAUACCGGAGCAGGAAGUGCAUUUGGAAACAGAAGUGGAUUUGGGACUUCAGGAAACACGGGUUCAGCUUUUGGAUCAUCAAACACUAGUGGUGGUUUAUUUGGAUCUUCAAACUCUGCACCAUUCAGUAGCAACAAUUCUGCUUUCGGAGCUCCAAGUACGACGGGGACAUCAGCAUUUGGCUCCAAUACUGGCAAUAGUGGAGGCUUGUUUGGAUCUGCCAAUAAAACUGCAUUUGGCACGUCUGGUGGCUUCGGAACGCCGACUAAUACUAAUACAUCACCUUUUGGAGCUGCUACAACGAGUAGUUUCGGAGGGAUUUCUUCAGAUCCAAACGUCAACAAUGGUACGGGGGGAAAGGCUUUUACUCCCUAUACUGAAAAAGAUUCAAGUGGAACUAAUGUGUUCCAAAACAUUUGUUCCAUGCCCGAGUAUAAAAAUUUCUCUUUUGAAGAAUUGAGGCUCAAGGAUUAUGAACAGAAUAGAAAAUUUGGGAACGGUAAUCCUCCCACUUCAUCGGGGGGAGCAUUUGGUGCUCCAAGUGGAGGUUUUAGUUUUGGUGGUAAUACGAAUACGAAUAAUAACAGCAAUACUUCUGCAUUUGGUGCCACCAGUUCAUCACCUUUUGGGGCAAACAACAAUAAUACUUCUUCGGCAUUCGGAGCCAGCAAUACAUCACCCUUUGGCUCUGGUAACACAGGUUCAGCAUUCGGAUCCAAUUCGAACAAUACAUCAGCCUUUGGAGGAGCACAAAAUAAUUUACCUUUCAGUGGAACCAAUGCUAAUACUGGUUCUGCUUUUGGUUCGGGUGGUAGUGCUUUCGGUGGAGGAUCUAAUGCAUUUGGGGCUAAUAAACCAAGUGGGUUUGGAUCAUCAUCGUCUGCUUUCGGAUCAUCCAAUACGGGUGGUGGAUUAUUUGGAUCAAAUAAUUCUAACACUAACACAUCGCCUUUUGGGAAUAAUAAUAAUUCGUUAUUUAACUCGAAUACUGGCUCGAACGCAUUUGGAGCGUCAAAUAACAAUACGUCAGCAUUUGGGAACACAAGCAAUUCGCCAUUUGGUGGCGCGAACAAAUCAAGUAGUCCCUUUGGCACCAGUAACAAUGCUAAUACUGCAUUUGGUUCCACUAAUAAUGCUUCAGGAUUUGGAGGUGGUGGUAGCGGUGGUAUGUUUGGGGGCAACGCAAAUAAUACUAACGUCAAUCCUUUUGGUGCCAAGCCAAAUAGUUUAUCAGGUAACCAGAAUACCUCGUUGGGUGCUGGUCUGAAUUUAAACAGUAAUUCCUCUGGUCUAUUUGGAUCAGGCGGCAAUAACAAUACUAAUACUAAUGCUUCCUCUGGACUUUUUGGUAGUAAACCAUCUGGAAAUACUGGGGGACUCUUUGGAAGCACUCAAAACAAUACUGCUAAUACAGGAGGGCUUUUUGGUGGUGGCUCACAGACCAACAAUAAUGCUUCUGGUGGUUUAUUUGGUGCUAAUAAACCUCAAACAGGAUUAUUUGGUGGUCAAAAUAAUACGUCUGGUGGGUUUGGAUCUACCCAAAAUAACAAUACCUCGGGUGGACUUUUUGGAAACAAGCCGGGAUCAGCACCAACAAGUAGCGGUGGUUUAUUUGGAAAUAAUAAUGCUGGAAAUACGUCUGGUGGAUUGUUUGGCGGCAACAACAACAAUAACAAUAAUAAUACCAAUAAUACUGGCGGGCUAUUUGGAAAUACAGCCAAUAACCCUCCUAAUAAUACAAAUAACGCAUUUUCGAGCGGUACUGGAGGGGGCCUUUUUGGAAACAAGAAUACGACUAACAACCAGCCCUCUGGCGGUUUGUUUGGGUCAUCUAACAACAACGCUCCUAGUGGUAAUACCGGUCUUUUCCUGUCAGGUCUAAAUAAACCUCAGCAAAAUCAGGCCAAUCCUCAACCGUUAGGUAAUAUUAUUUCACAAGAUCCAUAUGGCUCCAAUCAGCUAUUCCAAAGUAUCACUGGAACUCAACAGACUCCUGCAAAUACACCGAUGGCAAUUCCAGUGCAACCAUCAAAAAAUUUGAAGAAACCGGUUACGCUUAGCACCGGUCGCAAGAUUUCACCUUUAUUUUGGCCCUCAGCUUUACCUAAGAAAGAAAACGUUCGUAUUAAAGAUGUUACUAUAACGACAACGAAGUCCAAUAACGUAUUCUCGAAUGAUACAGAUGCUGCUAUAAUUGCAUCCGAUAUAUUCACUCCAAGUUCCAAUUUCAAGAAAUUGGUAUUAGACAAAUCCUACGAUUCACUGUCCCCAUUGUUGACUGAAAAAGAAUCUGAUGUCACUGCACCAAAACAAGUUUCCUUUGCACCAAAAUCAGAAAAUGGUAGUGAUGAAAAUAUCACCUCAACACCAAAACAAUUGGAUUAUUCCAGAGCAGACUCUGACACUCUUAGCGAAGUCGACGAAGAUGGCUACUGGACUUCGCCUCCAUUAUCUCAACUCAAAAGAAAAUCACUCUCCGAAUUGCAUUCCAUACAAAACUUCAAGGUAGGACGUAAGCACUACGGUGUUAUUGAAUUCUUACAGCCUGUUGAUCUAUCAAGUUUUGUCAACCUUGAUGAUAUCGCUGGCAAUCUUAUCGUCUUUGCUUCGAAGUCAUGCAUUGUAUAUCCAGACGAUAACAAACCUCCAGUAGGAGAUGGUCUUAACUUGCCAGCAAGAAUUACUCUCGAAGGAUGUUAUCCUAUUAGCAAAGCUGACAAAUUGCCAAUUUUGGAUCCCAACAGCGAUGUGGUCAAGAAGCAUAUCGACAAGUUGAAGGGCUUACCAGAUAUGACUUUUGAAAAUUAUGAUCCGUCUACUGGUAACUGGACUUUUACAGUGUCUUCAAUGUAG
Molecule: messenger RNA, 3018 nt
Organism: Priceomyces carsonii
Lineage: Eukaryota; Fungi; Ascomycota; Pichiomycetes; Serinales; Debaryomycetaceae
Product: FG-nucleoporin
Exons: 1
Coding region: 1-3018 (1005 amino acids)
Biological process (GO): post-transcriptional tethering of RNA polymerase II gene DNA at nuclear periphery; RNA export from nucleus; telomere tethering at nuclear periphery
Cellular component (GO): nuclear pore; nuclear pore cytoplasmic filaments
Molecular function (GO): structural constituent of nuclear pore; RNA binding
Source: RefSeq, a predicted model, not a curated record